AAAGCCGUUGACAUGUUUUUGGAUAAUGAAGACAAAAUCUCUAUUGAUAAAGUUGUGGAAGAAUUAAAAGAUAGGCCUGAAUUGCAGCAUGUGUAUUUGCAUAAGCUGUUCAAGAGAGAUCAUCAUAAAGGACAAAAGUAUCAUGAGAAACAAAUCAGUCUGUAUGCUGAAUACGACCGGCCGAAUUUACUCCCUUUUUUGAAAAAUAGCACCCAUUGUCCAUUGGAAAUGGCUCUUGAAAUUUGUCAGCAAAGAUUAUUUGUGGAAGAGACUGUUUAUCUUUUGAGUCGAAUGGGCAAUAGUCGAAGUGCCCUGAAAAUGAUCAUGGAAGACCUAAACGAUGUAGAUAAAGCUAUAGAGUUUGCCAAGGAGCAAGAUGAUGCUGAACUUUGGGAAGACCUUAUUUUGUAUUCAAUAGACAAACCUCCUUUUAUUACAGGCUUGUUAAACAAUAUAGGGACUCAUGUUGAUCCUAUUCUCCUGAUUCAUCGUAUUAAGGAAAGUAUGAAGAUUCCAAACCUGAGAGAUUCAUUAGUAAAGAUUCUUCAGGAUUAUAAUUUGCAGAUUUUGCUUCGAGAAGGAUGCAAGAAGAUUCUUGUGGCUGACACUCUUUCAUUGUUGAAAAAAAUGCAUCGAACACAAAUGCGUGGAGUACUUGUGGAUGAGGAAAAUAUCUGUGAAAUAUGCCUUUCUCCUAUACUGCCUACAGAUGCAUCUAAAUCUUACAAUGUAAUAGUGUUUCACUGCAGACAUAUGUUCCACAAAGAAUGUUUUCCUGAACCUAACACAGAAUCUUCAUUACACUUCUGUAAUAUUUGCAGUGCUAAACACCGUGGCCCAGGCAGCGCCAUCUUGGAGAUGAAAAAAUAACCUUCUCUGGCAUAUCAAAAACAUCUGUAUGUGUAUGCGGUUGCUUUCAUGCGGGACAAAAGAACACACACACACACAUAUAGUUUAACUAUAUAAUAAAAAGAGCUUUAAUCUUACAUGUCACUGAUAUUUCCUAUAUAAAUUUGAAGUCUUAUGACCAUGUGCAGGCUAUUGUAACUGACUCAUACUUGCUGCAGUUCAAAUUGGUCACCUGUUUGGCCAAACCUAUAUUAUAUAACAUAAGAUAAAUGUCUAUGGGAAAAUUUACUGUUGAUACAGUAUGACCUCAAACUAAAUCAUGUUAUGUAGAAUGCAUUUUGAAUCUAUAUUUAUGGACAGGUUCAAACAUUAGUCGCUGUUUAGAUCUUAUCUAUUUUUUUCUUCUGAGAAUUCCAAACAGUUUUUGUUGAUAGCAAAACAGUCAGUGUUAAAAAUAUUUAAAUAUGCUUAAAUAUUUAAACAUUGAAAUGCUUCUAGAUGCAAGCAGGUGCCUCUAAAAAACUUAAAGACAAGAUUUUCCGCUUUGUCACUUUAAAUAAUUUACUGUAUUUUUGAAAUAUAAAACUCACUGGAGUAUAAGACGCACCAAGAUUUUAAAGAGGUAAAA
Molecule: messenger RNA, 1477 nt
Organism: Thamnophis sirtalis
Lineage: Eukaryota; Metazoa; Chordata; Lepidosauria; Squamata; Natricidae
Source: RefSeq, a predicted model, not a curated record